Messenger RNA from Sardina pilchardus (European sardine), 1389 nucleotides. Its product is annotated as thiosulfate:glutathione sulfurtransferase. The record is from RefSeq and is a predicted model, not a curated record. Bases 142 to 624 code for a protein of 160 amino acids. The transcript has 4 exons. Lineage: Eukaryota; Metazoa; Chordata; Actinopteri; Clupeiformes; Clupeidae.
UAUGUAGUACAUCGUAGUGGACAGCAGGGGCAUCAAAGGGUACGUUUCUAAAUGUUAUCGUGAGAUUUCACCGGUCACCUAAAUUCAACCCCUGAACCCUGACAGACAGAGCGUUUGGAAAGGAUUAAACGACUUCAGAGUAUGUUAUCUUAUCUUUUUGUAAGGCGUUUAUGCCUAUCUGCUAUUGGAGAGACAGCAUGCGGCAGCGGAAGGAGGCCAAUCACAAUUCAGUGUUGCAAUGUAAGGACGUCAGCUGUCAACUACAAAGAUGUCUCACCUGACCCCGAUUCGGUGGUGUCUUAUGAGAAGAUGCAAUCCAUGAUGUCCAGCAAAGAUAUCCAGUUGUUUGAUGUGCGCAAUCCUGAUGAAUUCCAAGCUGGACGCAUCCCUGGCUCUAUUAACAUUCCACUGAAUAGCCUGGAGCAAUCACUGAAGCUAUCUCCACAACACUUUGAGCUUCUAUUUGAAGCAAAAGCCCCUGGGAAGGAGGAUGACAACAUCGUUUUCCACUGCCAAGGGGGUCACAGAAGUGCAUCAGCACUGGGGAUUGCCAAAAGACUUGGCUACAUGAGGGCUCGGCACUUUGCGGGAGGAUACCGCGAGUGGGCAGAACGAGACAAGUAAAAGGUCGAGGUGGUGUGGUUUGUUUUGCCAACCAUUAAACAGGAAAAUGGAAGCCAUGCAGUUACUGUAAAUGUCAAACCGAAGGUUAUUAUAUACUUCUCCGGGGAAAUUAUUGACCACUCCCAUAGACUUACUUUCAAUUCAGUGUGGCUGCUUGGAAAACACGAAGCAAUAUCUCUGUAUCUGGUUAAGAUUGGAAUUGUGUUCACUCCAUUCCUUUACUAAUUGGAUUUCAUUUUGAUAUGGGCUGAGAUAACAACUGUUUAAACCAAUGUGAUAAUGACAAUGUGAUGGUAAUUUAGUCAUUAAAGUUUAUCUUGAUGAUCCGUGUAUUUCAAUAUCUACAAAGAGAAGUUAUCUGACACAAUCGAUGUCUGUGUUAUUUUCAUGUUGAAUAAUUAGGUGUCCUCAUGGCCCACAGUGUUUUCUUUAUGUCAAUUUUUUUCAAAAUAUUCCCCUUUACACCACAAGGUGGCACCAAUGCAAUGUGUUUCUCUGUUCUGGUAAAAUGACACUCAUAACAGUGUAUGUUUACAGCCCUGAACGAAUAGGCAAGGCCACAGGUGCUGAAGAGAACAUUUAGGCUUAUCAGUAUGGUUGUGGCCAACAGCAGCUUUGUGAAGAGGUGUCAACAAGUCAGUCAACCCAAGGCUGCUCUGUUUCCCAUCAGCCUUGACAGCUGGCACUAUGACAGCCACCAUCCCAGCUGCAGCACUGUCAAUCUACUCGUAUGUACCAACAAGGAAAUAAAAGCAUUGAGGAGAU